Gymnodraco acuticeps is the source of this 906-nucleotide messenger RNA. RefSeq names its product MORN repeat-containing protein 4-like. The coding region runs from base 153 to 590 and encodes 145 amino acids. The record is from RefSeq and is a predicted model, not a curated record. The transcript has 5 exons. Lineage: Eukaryota; Metazoa; Chordata; Actinopteri; Perciformes; Bathydraconidae.
ACGCUGCACCUUGCGAGCUCGCUGAGGCAGGAGGAAGUAGAAGCUGAACAGGAAAAACAGGCGAAAUUGUCGCUGAGAGGAGCAGAAACCCUCCGCUGUUUUCAGUGAUGUAGAGAAAACGGACGGAGUUGCUCUUAAAUAAAACAGGACCCAUGACCCUGACACGAGGUUCCUUCAGCUACUCCAAUGGCGAGGAGUACCACGGCGAAUGGAAAGAAGGUCUGCGUCACGGCCUGGGUCAGCUGACCUUCAGCGAUGGGACGUGUUACACUGGACAGUUUGAGAACGGGCUCUUCAAUGGCUGCGGGAUGCUGGUCUUCCCCGACGGAUCCAGGUAUGAAGGUGAAUUUGUGCAGGGUAAAUUUCAAGGCGCCGGCGUCUUCACGUGCUUCGACGGGAUGAGGUUCGAGGGCGAGUUUAAAAGCGGCUGUGUGGACGGAUACGGAAUACUGACGUUUCUGGACGGAGGGCCCGGCGGCGGCGACGAGGGUCUGUUUGAGAGCAGCCAGCUGGUGAGGAGGGAGAGCAGCCAGGGGGCGGUGCUGAGGGCGCAGGCGGCCGCUAACAAAGCCCGAACGCUGGCCAUGUGACCCGGACUACAUCACACACAGUGCCCCCCCAACAAGAACAACACCCUCUUGGUUUGAUGAGAAGUGAUUUAUUAAAGGUCUCCUAUAAUACAGUUUUUCAUCAAUAUAUCACAGGUCUCAGAUAUAUACAGAGCCUGUCUCUGAUUGGCUGAAACACCAAACAGAUCAUUGCAGCAUUACCCAUAAUCCCCUCUGUUUCAGCCCUGUUUCCAAAGUGCUGAUUCUCUGUCUGUUACUUUAGAUGGAAAUAAGGAGCCCCUCCCCACGCCCCUCUGAGAGAGAUUUGGUUAGAAAGAACUCAAUGGUGCUCUAGGAG